Messenger RNA from Megalopta genalis, 3427 nucleotides. It is a transcript of the gene Letm1, whose product is annotated as Leucine zipper and EF-hand containing transmembrane protein 1. Gene Ontology annotation, biological process: intracellular monoatomic cation homeostasis. Gene Ontology annotation, molecular function: ribosome binding; calcium ion binding. NCBI's taxonomy places the organism in Eukaryota, Metazoa, Arthropoda, Insecta, Hymenoptera, Halictidae. Gene Ontology annotation, cellular component: mitochondrial inner membrane. The record is from RefSeq and is a predicted model, not a curated record.
UGAAGCAUCAACCAAUCAGAUUUCUCUACCUGCUUCAUGCUAUUAAGCUGGUUGCCCCCGCUUCACUCACUAAGCUGCACAUCUUUGGAUGAUACCAUUUCUGUAAUCAAAUCUGUAUGGCCAGAUACCGACCUGCCGAAUCCGUAAAGUCACGUGACUACCCUAGCCCCUUAAAACCAGUUUAACGAGCAGCUGAUCUUUGAUAUCCAAUCACUAUGUCCAAGGCGGAAGAUGUGUGAUGGCCGUAUUUUACCACAUAUUUGCAGGGAAACACGGCUUCAAAAAACUACAAAAAUCACGAAAGAAACACUUUAAUACAAGAUGAAUACCUUGAUCCAUACAAAAGCAAGGGUAGUUGGCCAUGGUAAAACAAUCCGACAAUAUGGCUGUUUCAAAUUAUGGUACAAUACCAGUCAAAUAAAUGGAAGUUUAGCACUCGUUUACACUGGUAAAAAAGAUUCGUGGGACAAUAGAUUAUUGAUACACUCCAAACUAAGAGGAGGCUGUAACACUAUAAGUACACCAUAUUUACAACUUCGCACAUUUUAUGCAACGCCGAUAUGGAACGGGCAAGAAUCAUCUUCCAAAGUGGAGGACACAGUAAAAAAUAUCAAAGAACAAAAAGAUUUGAAAGAUAAAACAGAGGGAACCGUUGCUCAGACUACUACAAAAGCUGUAGUAGAGAAAGUAACGAUAUGGCAGAAAAUCAAGGGGGAAAUUAUUCAUUACUACCAUGGGUUUAGAUUAUUGGGUCUGGAUAUGAAAAUUUCAGCAAAAUUAGUUUGGCGAAUUUUGCACGGCAAAGAACUUAGUAGAAGGGAGCACAGAUUGCUUAUAAAAACAACUGGAGACAUGUUCAGGCUAAUUCCCUUCUCUGUUUUCAUCAUUGUUCCUUUUAUGGAGUUCCUAUUGCCAAUUGCUAUCAAGCUUUUCCCUGGCUUGCUACCAUCUACCUUCCAAACAGCUACAGAAAAAGAAGACAAAUUGAAACAAGCAUUGAAGAUCAAAAUCGAGAUGGCUAAAUUUUUACAAAAAACAUUGGACGAUAUGGCAGUGCAAUCAUCAGACUACAAAUCAAAGAAGGCCAAAGAAUUCGCAGAAUUUUUCUAUAACGUUCGGAGUUCCGGCACCCCAGCAUCGAACGAAGAUAUUAUGCAAUUUAGCAAACUCUUCGAAGACGAAAUUACGUUAGACUCUCUUUCCCGACCACAAUUGGUCGCAUUGUGUAGAGUUCUAGAUGUACAGACUCUAGGAACAACGAAUUUCUUACGAUUCCUGCUUCGAAUGAGACUCAGAAGUCUUGCAGCGGACGACAAGCUGAUAGAGAAAGAAGGUCUCGAUUCUCUAACCAGAAGCGAGUUGCAGCAAGCGUGCAGAGCAAGAGGAAUGCGGGCAUACGGUUUGCCGGAAAGCAAAUUAAAGGAGCAAUUGUCUCAAUGGCUGGAUCUUAGUUUAAACAAGAAGGUCCCGCCAUCUUUAUUGCUUCUCUCGCGAGCACUGAUGGUCCCGGAGACGAUACCUAUGUCGGACAAGUUGAAGGCUACCAUUUCAGCCCUUCCUGAUACUGUUGUCGCACGUACUCAGGGCGCAAUCGGUGAAAAGGAGGGCAAAAUGGAUCAUAAGACGAAUAUCGAGAUCAUUAAGAUGGAAGAACGCAAGAUCGAGGAAGAGCGGCAAGAGAAGAAAGAGAUCGACCCGCAACCAACAGUGUCUACAUACAAACCUGACGAAAUUACAAAUACAGACGUGAAAGUAUUAGAGCAGGCUUUGGAUAGUAUUGGGAAGGACAAGAAGUCGAUGUCGGUGGAGAAGGAGGAGCUGAAGGAACUGAAGGAAGAAAUGGCCGAGUACCAGGAGGACAUAAAAGAGCUUCACGAGAUCAAAGCUGCCGCAAAGGGUCAAGAGGACAUAGAAGACAUCAAGGAGUCCAAGGGUGCUAAACGAUUAUUCAAUAAAGUGAAUAAGAUGAUCCGAAAAAUGGACGAGGUUCUGGAACAGCUGGAAUCUGAGAAAAUUAAACAAAAAGCUGGUACCAUCGACGUGGAAAAAUCCCCCUCCGCCAAGAGUGCGGAGGAAUUGGUUAAGAUAGAAGAACUAAUUACAGCCAUUAAGAAAAUUCAAAAUGUACCCGAUGAGCAUCGAUUAGAUCGCAUAGUAGAAAUCUUAGCGAAAAUGGAUGAUGACAGGGACGGAUCUAUAAAGAUUGAAGACGUUCUCAAGGUAGUGGAAUUAAUUGGAAAGGAAGAUAUUAAGUUAAGUAAGAAGCAAGUGCACGAACUCAUCGAAUUAAUUGAUAAAGAGGAAAUACUGGAAGUAGAAGAACAGAUACAGAAGUCAUUGCAGAAGGACUCGACAGCUGAGACGGAAAAGCCAUCUCAAGAAAAGUAUGUUGCACCAAAAUCUCCUGUUCCUGCUACGCCAGUAACUACUGAAAAAGAUUUUGGCAAAGAGGAACUGGACGAAGACUAUGGAGCACGCUCGCCCGAACAGGCAAGAGAAAAAGCGGUUCUUAAGAGUGACUCCUCUUCCGAUCCAGUGAGAAAUCCUUCGUUAACCCCUGGCGUCCCACCGACGACAAAAAAAGCGGAAGGCUCUAAGCAGCUAUGAUCACCGCACAAUAAACUAUAAAUUAAUGUAUGUAAUUAUUAAUACAAUCUUUAUAUCAGACCUUAAUCGAAGGCGAUAUUGCGUUAUUAUCUCUAUAAAUAUUUUUACACAUACAUUUCUUUAGCGAAUGGGUUUCUACAUAUAAACUUGCACUAUAUAUAUAGUGGAAGUUUUUUAAGAAGGCUUCGGACACAUGGAAGUCUUCCUAGAAUAACUCCAAUAGUUACAUGUAUGCUUUAACAGGCUUCAUAAUGAAAUGCUGACACAUACAUGAUCUAUCUUUGGUAAUAUAGAACAAUUUUACUAUGAACAUUAGAAAAGAACCUUUAUCCAACUUUUGUAUUUAUUACUACAGCAGAUUCUGAAUUUUUUUCAUUAAGACUGCGAUGCAUUUAAUAGCAUCAAUGUGGUAUUUGGUCUCUGGGAAUUGAAAAUUGUGCUGGUCACAAAAAAAAACGUUAUUCUGCUUACAAAAUUUUUAAUUGACAACGGAAAAAGAAUUUUUCUUUAAAUUGUGCGUGACAAUACUUUAAUUAUCUAAUUAACAACGAAAUUAUUUUACGAGCACUUUGUUUUUUGUUUUAACGAAGCUCAAUUCCAAAAUAUUGUACUACCGUAAGGAAUCAUUCCAUCUGUCUGAGUAUUGACUAUUGUUACAGAAUUAUUAAUUGCAACUAUGAACCUCUGUGAUCGAGGUUUAAGGAAAAGUAUAAUGUACAUUUAUAGAUAACAUAAUUUUAUUAACUGUAAAUUACAUGAACAGGGAUUAUUGUCCACCAUGUGUAUGUAUUGAAUAUAAAGAGAAUAUUUAUAUAAGGCA